AUGAAUGAGGGAGAAUUGGACCUCCAGAAAAUUGGCCCGGCAGUUCGGGUCGAUGAUGCUGAGAUUGAUGUCACCGUUGAUAUCGAUCUUCAGAAGGUUGAGGAGGAUUCUAUCGCGCAGGUGAAGCCUGGCUCAAAUGAUGCCGAGAUGGACGACGCCGCGCAUAAGGUGCUGGCACAGCGGAGGGCGAUGCGGCCCAGGGCAACAUCCAAGGGGUAUAGAAAGGGGCUUGCCUGUUGGGCUGCCUUUUGCAAGAGGCGCCGGUUUACAGACGCAGAUCUUGUUCAUGAGAAGAAGAUCCUUCUUUUCCUCAAGGAAGAUGUAUUGACUAUGCGAAUACCAAAGAACGGCGCCCAGAGGAUGGGCAGGUUGCGCGUCUUUCCCGCUGGCAAAGAGACCCUUGUUUUCUCUCCACCACCAUCAUCAGCAUCAUUAUCCUUGACGCCGCCAAUGGUGCCCUUGACACCAGAGUCGAUCGACCGUGGCUACAUCUCAUCGCUUAUUGACUUGUGGACCGAGCAGAGCAGCCUGGGAUUGAACCCUUACCCGCAUCCGCGUGGUGCGCUCCUCCGCGGCCUGAUGAAGUCCCUCAAGCGAGAGAAGGCGAAGCGAGCACGUGAGACGUUCGAAGAUCGAGCCAUUUGCAAGCUGAAUGAUGGCUACACUGUAGAGGAGUACCAUAGGCUAUGUUCGGUGACACUCACCAUGAAGGAUCAGCUGGGGCCGUGGCUUCGAACCCGGCUGGAUAUCCAGCUUCUACAUGCUGGCGUGCUUCGCAGCCAGUCAAACCGUUUGGCUGAGCUUCCGGAUCUCUUCCUACAGCAGCUUGGCGGGGAGGAGGGUGAGGGUUCGUGGACACCAUGUGUGAUCCUCAUGAUAACGGAUGGAAAGACCCUGGAAGCUGGGCGUACGGAUUACACCGGCAUCCUGCGCCACCGGGAUCCUGUUCUCUGCCCGCUCGCAUCGCUCGCCCUCUACCUCUUCUGGCGCUUUGACAUGGCGGGGGAGCCACCGCCGGACUUCAACUCUCGGAGAUCCUGGUACCGCCGGCGGCUGAUCCCCGGAAAGCAGCAGGAGCAGAACUCCCUCAGCUACGAAACGCAGGCGUUGUGGAUUCGGCGGGCCUUCGCCGAGGCCGGAAUCCACUCAUCAAAGGUGACGCACACGAUGCGUGGUGCCUCGGCGCGGAUCGCUGAUGCGCAAGGCAUUCCGGAGGAUCAGAUUCGCCGUGCUGGCCAUUGGGAGAGAGGCUCGAUGUCGACGGCCUAUCUGGCCCGACUGCCACGCGAGUACAUGCGUAUCGCCGCCGGCUUCCCCCGUACCGCUGGCAACUACCAUCUCCGUCGGGCCGCGGUCCUGCCACCUGUCGCGCUGGAGCGCCGGAUCUGGCCCUGGGUCGACGGCUGGCUGGCGCGAUACGAUGCCAGCAUUGUGUCGGGCUGCUCCUUUGCUAAUGGCGGCCUUGACGAUUGCGACAUAGCAGGAAAGCAGUUUCUCGAUCUCCUCGCCUGGCUUCGGAUCACCAUGCUGCAAGAUGCCGCCGUCUUGCAACAGCAGUUCCCCCUGUUCCCGCUGUGGCAGCACCCCAUCUUCUGUGGCCCGGAUUGGCGUCGUUUUGCUGACGCCGUUCUGGUGGCGCACAAUACGGCAGAGGAGCCCAUGGAUAUGCGUGUCCGCAGAGUUCUGCCUACCCUUGAGGAGACCAUGCGCUCGACUCGAGAGGCAGUACUUGCCCGAGUGGAUCUUCAUUCGGCCAGCGUCGAGCUCGCCCUCCGCGAAGGAUUUGCCCGCGUAAAUGACGGCCUGCACUCCUUGCGCGCGAGCUUUCCCGAGCAGCUUGUCACAGUUCCCAGGCGCCUUGUCAACUCGGAUGCCUUAACGGCUUAUCUUGCUGACCAUCUCACCACCGCUCCUCUUCCGUCGCCUCAGGCCCAUUCGCUCUCCACGUCAGCCGCAGUGGAAAAAGUCACGGCAGUCCCUUCUUCCGCACAUUCCUCCUCCUCCUACUCCUCCUCCGCUGCCGCCGCCGCCGCCGCCGGGGCCGGGAGCUCGCUCAUCCCUCUGGCUCCUGGUGGUUGGCCCGUGCAGCCGUACGACCCGAAUGUGGCUACCGUAGAGGAUGCGUGGAGGGAGUGGCAUGUGGGACUGGGGGCGGGUGCUGCCAAACGCGACUCAAUCUUGCUUCUUGAGGCGAAGUUCGGGUGUGCAUGGCGCUAUGAGCAGCGAAUAAGGCAGUGGCACUCGCGAAGAAAGAAGGUGAUCCGCAUGAUCGAGCAGCGCGUGGCGCAGGGGCAUGCGCUAGCGGAUGUAUUUGCACAAUUAAAUGCUAUGGGUAAGUCGCUGGAUCGUCUUCGCAGGGAUGUGGAGAAGGGCGUUGAUCUCUUCCAAAAUUGA
Penicillium subrubescens is the source of this 2394-nucleotide messenger RNA. RefSeq names its product short-chain dehydrogenase. The record is from RefSeq and is a predicted model, not a curated record. Gene Ontology annotation, biological process: positive regulation of ribosomal protein gene transcription by RNA polymerase II. The coding region runs from base 1 to 2394 and encodes 797 amino acids. Gene Ontology annotation, molecular function: RNA polymerase II cis-regulatory region sequence-specific DNA binding; DNA-binding transcription factor activity, RNA polymerase II-specific. The transcript has a single exon. Lineage: Eukaryota; Fungi; Ascomycota; Eurotiomycetes; Eurotiales; Aspergillaceae.